AAGGAGAAAGACCACCCACACAGUUCCUAUGAUGCAGAAUUAGCAUAUCUGGGCUGUGAUUGUGCAUGGUUAUGCAUUAACAGCUCCGCGUUUGACACGCUCUCUCUCUCUCUCAGUAGCCGUGCGCUCCGGCUGGGAAACACGCUGAAGUGGCCGCCUCAGGGAUUAACAGCGGCAAGGGAUGCGGGGCAUUACAAGGACCAUGAUACCUGUAGAGCACUUCUGAUCAGAGCCCGGCUCGGUGAUGACUGCUGCACAGCUUUUUUUUUUUUUCUAGAUAGUUUCUGCUCCUCUUCUCUGUUUGCCUGAAUAAAAGGACUUGCGAUUGGGAAAGGAAGACCUUCUGCUCAGACAGAGACUUACAAAAGCUGAGGGAGCCCCUGUGUUCAGAAGGAGGGGUGUUUUUUUUGAGGAUCUCUCUCCAUCCUCGGUGGGUCAUGUCACUGGCACUGCUUUCAUGCGCGAAGUAAAGGCUCAUCUCUCUCUCUGCCCUCCUCCAGCGCCUGUCAUCAUUGUGGCAUGCAGCUGAAAGAGCCUCUGUCAGCUACCGAAGAGCUCAUUGUGGCUCUCAGCCGUGGAUGAAGCAAGGACACGCCGGCCUGAAUGGAGCGAUGAUGUGAAUUGGUCUAUCGGUGACACCGGAGGGUGAGCCCACCCCACCAAGAGGGAUUCCCGCCGAUAUGGGGGACGUUUGUCCACGGAGAGGGAAAGUUUUUUGACAUCAAGACCUCUGCGGUAGUAUUGUGAAGGUGUGAGCUUUUUGCCAGGAAGGAGAUCCGGCUUGGAGCGGUGCCUGGGAAGCGGGAUUCACCGAUCGCCGCCGGCCACCACCAUGACGGACUCUCAGCCGCCCGGCUCUGGGGGCAGCGUCAACGGCAGCUCUCCCACGGCCGCCGACUGGAACAUCGCAGGCAGCGGCCCGUGGCUGCUGGCCUUCAUGCUGACCGCCAUCAUCCUCAUGACGAUCUGCGGCAACAUCCUGCUCAUCGCGUUGGUGUUCGCCCAUCGCUCUCUGCGCUGCACCUCCAACUGCUUCCUGGUGUCGUUGUUCUUCUCCGACCUGAUGGUGGCGCUGGUGGUCAUGCCCCCGGCCAUGCUGAGCGUGCUGUGCGGCUCCUGGGUGCUGUGGCCGGCCUUUUGCCCCGUCUGGCUCUGCUUCGACGUCAUGUGCUGCAGCGCGUCCAUCCUCAACCUGUGCGUGAUCAGCCUGGACCGCUACCUCUUCAUCAUUUCCCCGCUGCGCUACAAGCAGAGGAUGACCCCGCCGCGGGCCCUGCUCCUGGUCGCCGCCGCCUGGGGUCUGGCCGCGCUGGCCUCCUUCCUGCCCAUCGAGAUGAACUGGCACAGUUUAGGCCACGGGAACCAGCACUCGCCGGUUCCUCAAGUCAGUCUGGGCAACAUUAGCGCCUCCUAUGACAAGCUGUACCCAGAGUCCUACUUUCAGCAGUCCCCAUCGGGAGGCGCGUCCUUUCAGUGCCGCCUGCGGGUGACCCUGCCCUUUGCCCUGGUGGCUUCCGUGCUCACCUUCUUUCUACCCUCCAGCGCCAUUUGCUUCACCUAUUGCCGGAUCCUCCUGGCCGCGCGGAGACAAGCGAAGAGAGUCGCAGCGCUGAGCCACCCCCCGCACCCUCACCCAUCCCUUGGAGAACCUUCCCGGCCUCCUUCGCCCGGGGUCGUAGCCAGGUCAGCUCAGCAGGACGGGUAUAAGUCCAAUCAUCAAGGACCCCCCGUGGCCCAGAAUGUACCGCUGUCUGUGACCAGUGAGCGCCGUCUUGCUCACAAGCAGGGUCGGAGGGCACUGAAGGCCAGUCUCACGCUGGGGGUGCUCCUGGGACUUUUCUUCAGCGCCUGGUUACCCUUUUUCAUCACCAACAUGGCUCAGGCGGUGUGCGAGUGUGUCCCACUCGAGCUUUUCGACGCCAUCACCUGGCUGGGUUACUGUAACAGCACCAUAAACCCCAUCAUCUAUCCCCUGUUCAUGAGGGACUUCAAGCGAGCGCUGGCAAAGCUUCUGCCCUGCUGUUCCUCGCGCUCGCCCAGAAGACCCUCGCCAGCGCUCUCCAUCUCCCUGCGCAACUCGGGGGAGCCCAACAUCGCCAGCAACCCUACCUCGCCUCUGGCCUCCGACCCGACCCACGCGCCUGCCACGGCCACGGACGCCGUCAACUUGCUGGACGCUGAGCACGCCGGGAUCGAGCUCCCUCUGCUUCUUCCCAACCAGGUGGACAACCUGGACUGAGCUACGGAGGAAGCACAGCCGGUCAGUGACUGGAGGGUCAUA
This is a messenger RNA of Fundulus heteroclitus (mummichog), 2281 nucleotides long. It is a transcript of the gene htr6, whose product is annotated as 5-hydroxytryptamine (serotonin) receptor 6. The coding region runs from base 833 to 2239 and encodes 468 amino acids. The record is from RefSeq and is a predicted model, not a curated record. Gene Ontology annotation, molecular function: neurotransmitter receptor activity; G protein-coupled serotonin receptor activity. NCBI's taxonomy places the organism in Eukaryota, Metazoa, Chordata, Actinopteri, Cyprinodontiformes, Fundulidae. The transcript has 3 exons. Gene Ontology annotation, biological process: G protein-coupled receptor signaling pathway, coupled to cyclic nucleotide second messenger; chemical synaptic transmission. Gene Ontology annotation, cellular component: membrane; dendrite.